This is a messenger RNA of Lachancea dasiensis, 1737 nucleotides long. The record is from the annotation of a GenBank genome assembly. NCBI's taxonomy places the organism in Eukaryota, Fungi, Ascomycota, Saccharomycetes, Saccharomycetales, Saccharomycetaceae.
AUGGCUUUUCUCAGCAGAACUAGCACCAUGGGCCUUACCGGCAACCAACUGCGAUUGGCCAUCACCAUCACAGCAGUCACCGGGUUUUCGUUAUUUGGUUAUGACCAAGGUUUGAUGUCGGGUCUGAUUACUGGGCAACAGUUUAACGACGAGUUCCCAGCUACCAAGGCCAUAGACGACACCGACCGCAAGGCGACCUUGGUUCAAGGUGCCGUUACUUCGUGUUACGAGCUAGGUUGUUUCUUCGGGUCGUUGUUUGUCAUGUUUCGCGGUGAGGUCAUCGGCCGUAAGCCGCUAGUCAUCUUGGGAGCUUUCGCCACCAUCAUCGGGACAGUUAUUUCGACCUCUGCUUUUGGACCACAUUGGGGUCUCGGGCAAUUUGUAGUCGGCAGAGUUAUUACGGGUGUCGGUACUGGUCUUAACACUUCCACCAUUCCUGUGUGGCAAUCGGAAAUGUCAAAGCCUGAAAAUCGUGGUAUGUUGGUCAAUCUUGAAGGUUCAGUGAUUGCUGUGGGUACCAUGAUUGCCUACUGGAUUGACUUCGGUUUGUCUUAUGUCGACUCCUCAGUUCAGUGGCGUUUCCCUGUGGCCAUGCAAAUCUUCUUUGCACUAUUGCUAUUGGUCGGCAUCUGGGAACUUCCAGACUCUCCUCGUUGGUUGAUGUCUCGUGGCCGCAACCAGGAUGCGCUGGAAGUUUUGGCCAAGUUGGAUGAUUUACCAAUGGACGAUGAUGCCAUUGUGGCCGAAGCCACUCUAAUCAGAGACGCUGUCAACCGUUUCCGUCACGAAAAGCGUUCUAUCAAGGACCUAUUCACCGGUGGUAACUCUCAAAACUUGCAACGUGCUCUAAUUGCUGCUUCCACUCAGUUCUUCCAACAAUUUACUGGUUGCAAUGCUGCCAUUUACUACAGUACUGUUUUGUUUGAAAAAUCGAUUGGCCUAACGGGUAAGUUGCCAUUGAUUCUUGGUGGUGUGUUCGCCACAAUUUACGCCAUGUCCACUGUUCCAUCAUUCUUUUUGGUGGAAAGUCUGGGUAGACGUAAGUUGUUUCUAUUAGGUGCUACUGGUCAAGCCCUCUCAUUCACAAUUACGUUCGCAUGUCUUGUCAACCCUACCACUCAAAACGCCAAGGGUGCCGCUGUUGGUUUGUUCUUGUUUAUUAUUUUCUUUGGUAUGGCCCUACUGUCUCUUCCAUGGAUUUACCCUCCAGAAAUUUCCUCGAUGCGCGUUCGUUCGGCUACCAAUGCUUUCUCUACUUGCACCAACUGGCUUUGUAACUUCGCUGUGGUCAUGUUCACUCCAAUCUUCAUUGAUGACGCCGGUUACGGAUGUUAUUUGUUCUUUGCCGCUAUGAACUACUUGUACAUUCCUAUCAUUUUCUUCUUCUACCCAGAAACUGCUGGUAGAUCUUUGGAAGAAAUCGAUAUCAUUUUUGCCAAGGCCCACAUCGAUGGCACCCAACCAUGGAGAGUCGCUGCCAACUUGCCAAAACUCUCUUUGACUGAAGUUGAGGACCAAGCCAAUGCUAUGGGUCUAUACGACGACGAUUUGGAAAAGAGAGACUUGGAUUUGGAUGAAAAUGCCGACGAGCAAGAUCAAUUGAGAAACCGCAAUGACGGUGUUGCCGGUUACAAUCUGUUUGAGAAGAGAGGCGAGGAAGAGGUCCAAGACCCCAACCAGGAGCCACAUUCACAGGGCCCUGCUGAUGGUUCUUCUACUUCUCAAAAGUCAACUUGA